This is a messenger RNA of Perca fluviatilis (European perch), 1266 nucleotides long. It is a transcript of the gene id3, whose product is annotated as inhibitor of DNA binding 3. The transcript has 3 exons. The coding region runs from base 134 to 487 and encodes 117 amino acids. Lineage: Eukaryota; Metazoa; Chordata; Actinopteri; Perciformes; Percidae. Gene Ontology annotation, cellular component: nucleus; cytoplasm. Gene Ontology annotation, molecular function: protein dimerization activity; transcription regulator activity. The record is from RefSeq and is a predicted model, not a curated record. Gene Ontology annotation, biological process: cell differentiation; negative regulation of transcription by RNA polymerase II; circadian regulation of gene expression.
CGCUGUCAGAGCACUGUAGCUUUUUAGGACAGCGACAAAGGAAGACCGCAAGAGGAAGAAAACCAUCACAAACUUAUACUUAAACGUCAAGCCGAGUCUUGUUGUUGUUGUUGUUAUUGUUUCUGUUUUCAUUAUGAAAGCCAUCAGUCCCGUCCGCUCGGUGAGGAGCUGUUACAAGGCCGUGUGCUGCAUUUCGGAGCAGAGUCUCGCCAUCAGCCGGAAUAAACACUCGUGUCUGGAGGAGCCGGUGGGCGCCCUGUGCGACAUGAACGACUGCUACUCUAAGCUGAAGGAGCUGGUGCCGAGCAUCCCGCAGAACCAGUCGGUCAGCCAGGUGGAGAUCCUGCAACAUGUUAUCGACUACAUCUUCGACCUGCAGAUCGCGUUGGAGGCGGAGGACACAGCCACGCCGGAGAUGGUUUUGUCAAUAAAGACUGCCGACCUUGCUCGCAAUUUCUCCAAAGAAGAAGGACGGUUGUGCCAUUAGGACGAGGAUGGCAGACCAUGGUGCAGGGAAACACAUGUCUCCACUUCACUCCGGGCAAGAGGACAAGAGGGGCAGAAAGGGUGGGAUAGGUAUUUGGGAGAGAAGGAGAAGGAGGAGGGAGGUGGAGGGUUUAAAGAAGAAAAGACAGAAAAAAAUGGACUGUUUCCUAGAUGAGUGGGGAUCAACAGUGGUGUAUGAGCAAGAAAACAGAGACUCAUUCUUUGGCCCCUGGACAGACAAAUCAACACACCAAAGCAGAAGCCAGGAUUGGAAACUGAAAGUGACCGGCUUUGUAUGCCCUCCUCCAAAAAAAACUGGGAUCCCUUAUAGGUAGAAAUAGAAACAUUGGUACAUUGUUUUAUUUUCCUUGUUUGUAUUGCAUUCCAAACCAACUUUAUGGGGGUUAAACUCCACACCCAACCUAAACCCUUUCUACACCAAGUCUCACAUUAUCUCACAUAAUUGUCCCAGCCUUAUUUCCACCCUCUAAUCUGAUUUCUAAUGAUCUGGAGACUAUUACAACUUCAUACGAAUGUGUACAUAUCUGCUGUGGGUAUGUAAGGUGUGAGUCAAUUUGGAUGUUGGUAUUUUUUUCUGAAUGGGAGUUUGGGUUUUCUUAGGUAUAAUCAGAACUCUAUACUAGAGUUAAUUGUAAAUGUUUGUAGGGAUUGUGUUAUUUCUACAGACAAUGAACUGUGAGUUUCAUAAACUCUUUAUAAUAAUGUUUGCUUUGUAUGUAUGUAUGUUCUUAUGUAAUGAAAUAAAAAAAAGAUGUGAAA